Saprolegnia parasitica CBS 223.65 is the source of this 1427-nucleotide messenger RNA. RefSeq names its product TKL protein kinase. Gene Ontology annotation, biological process: protein phosphorylation. Bases 291 to 1427 code for a protein of 378 amino acids. The transcript has 10 exons. The record is from RefSeq and is a predicted model, not a curated record. Gene Ontology annotation, molecular function: protein kinase activity; ATP binding. Lineage: Eukaryota; Oomycota; Saprolegniomycetes; Saprolegniales; Saprolegniaceae.
GCUGGCAAAACAACUUUACCACGAUUGAAAACGUGGAUUUCCGCAACGCCGUUGAAAUCAAGUUUAACAGCUGCCCAUACCUCAAGACGCUCUCGAACCUGACCGUCUCGUCAAAACUGAGCAAAUUCUACUUUGACGACUCGCAUUUUACAACGUUCCUCGUUGACCAGCCGACGUACACGGCGCUCCAGGCGGUGCCGACGUUUGCUGUCGGCAGUAUCGAUGUCUCGGCUUCGUGCAAGGCGCCCAACACCAUCCAGCCGCUCAAGACCAAGUACUCGGUCUGCGUCAUGCCAGCGUCGGGUACGGCAGUCGAUAAAUUUCCCAUCUCAUCAUUUAACGCCGUAGCGACAGACGAGUCUGGCUCGUCGUCCAACACAGGCGUCAUCGUCGGUGUCGCGGUCGGCGCAGUCGUGCUUGUGCUCGUCAUCGUCGGCUGCGUGCUGUAUCGCCGCAAGAAGAACGCUGCCUCCACGGGCACGAGCCACAACGGGUACACGGCCCACAACACGACGACCCAGGGUAUGACGACGUCGACGGGCCAAUACAGCAUGGCUUUCAACAUGGAGGAUCUCGAACUGCUUCGUCUCGACGAGCAAGCGCUCACCAAGAUCCAGUCGGUGGCCCAAGGCGCGUACGGUGAAGUCUACCGCGGCGAGUACAAGGGUCAAUUGGUCGCUAUCAAGUGCAUGCUUCAAGGCAAGAGCUCCCGUGCCGAUAUUUCCAACCUCAUUGACGAAAUCAAGCUCACGGCCAAGCUCGACUGCCCGUACGUUGUCAAGACGAUCGGUGCGAGCUGGCGCGUCCCGUCCGAGCUGCAGAUGGUCCUCGAGUGGAUGGACCGCGGGGACCUCAAGAGCGUGUUGGAGAAGACCAAGCCGAGCGUGCCCGGCGGCGUCUCGGCGACGUUUCCGUGGGAAGAAAAGUUUCAGACCAUGCUCGCGAUCGCCGACGGUCUCGUCUAUCUGCACUCGCUCGACGUCAUCCACCGCGACCUCAAGUCCCGCAACGUGCUCAUGGACUCGCAAAAGGGCACCAAGCUCACCGACUUUGGCGCGUCGCGCGAAGUGACGACCGAGACCAUGACGAUCGGUGUCGGCACCUACCGCUGGAUGGCGCCCGAGAUCCUCCAGGACAAUCACUACACGACGGCGGCCGACAUUUACUCGUUCGGGAUGGUCAUCUCGGAGCUCAACACGCACUACAUUCCGUACUCGGACAUGCGCAACGACAAGGGCAAUGCGCUGGUGGACACGGCGAUCAUGAGUCGCGUGAUCCAAGGCACGAUCCAGCCGACGUUUACGGCGUCGAUUCCGUCGUGGGUGCGGGUGCUGGCGCUCGAGUGCCUCCGGCCGCAUCCCGAAGACCGGCCGAGCGCGACUCUUGUUGCGCACACGAUCCGGCAGCAGCUCAAGGUCGGCCUGUAG